Molecule: messenger RNA, 3192 nt
Organism: Zygotorulaspora mrakii
Lineage: Eukaryota; Fungi; Ascomycota; Saccharomycetes; Saccharomycetales; Saccharomycetaceae
Gene: VAC7
Product: Vac7p
Exons: 1
Coding region: 1-3192 (1063 amino acids)
Biological process (GO): vacuole inheritance; protein localization to vacuolar membrane; positive regulation of phosphatidylinositol biosynthetic process
Cellular component (GO): PAS complex; fungal-type vacuole membrane
Source: RefSeq, a predicted model, not a curated record
AUGAGCGAAGAUGAUCACAAAAUUACAGUGGAGACGGAAACGGUAGAGGCGCCAGUUUCGAGCCUACUGAUGUCGACUGCGGAGGCUAACAGGCCGUCGUCUGUCAAGCAGAACGCUGGGGCUGGGGCUGGGGCUGGCGGGGUUGGUAGCAGCAACGCAGCUGGUACAGCGGCUGGCGCCGCUGUAUCGGCUGCGGAUGCUGAGAGCGUUACGCUGGAUGAGGGAGGAUUGGCAAAUUCGCAGGGACAGAGACGUUCGCAGAGCAACACGAAUGGUUUGCCUGAGUCGCAGUCUCAUGUGGCUAGUGGAUCUAAGCCUUUGUUGGUGCGCGACGGAGCUGUGGGGGGCAGCACUGUCCCUGGCACCAACAUUAAUCUGAUAGAUCUCAACCCGCUAUCGCCUCACGUAACGCAGACGUCUUUGAGGAAUAAGAAGAGCUCUUUGCUGAUAGAUUCGUCCCUGUCACACAAGGGCAAAAAGGCUAGAGACACCGAGGAAGUACCGAAGCAUUCGACAACUGGAUCUAAGAAAGAUGGGGAUUCCGCGCUGGUGGCGUCUUCGGAAGAUGCUCAUAAAAAAUCAGACAGCAGUCAAAAUCACACUCUUCAGCACAGCAUAUCCAAUCAUUCGUCCAAGAAUGGUUCGGCCGUACCCACGCCUUUGAUGCUUCCGGUGGCAGCUACAGCAAUCGAUUCGAAAUCUUCCAAGACGCUAGAACGAUCAAAAGCUCCCCUGAUGCAUUCCAGAGAAAUUCUAUUGGAAGACAACAAUGCCCUUACAAACUCGCUUGCGCUCAAUAAUAGCAAUAACAAUAAUAACAAUACAAGUUCGAAUAAGGCCGGAUCGUCGACGAAUAGCAACGAAGACCCUUUGAAUGUACGGCAUCGCUCUUCUUCCGGUCAUCGCGCGGGUGAUGAAGAUUCUGAUCACGAAUUAGAUGCAACGAAUAAGCAAACGAAAGCCGAUGUAUUCGCGGCCAGACUAGCCUCUGCUGUUGGAGAAAAUGAAAUAAGUGAUUCUGAGGAGACUUUUAUCUAUGAAUCUGCAGCAAACUCUACGAAAAAUACUGUGACACCAAUACGAAUUGACAUGCAGCUCGAUCAAUCACAGAGCCAGCAAGUCAACCAUGGUAUUGCUUCAAAAAUGAGUGUUCCUGUUCUAAACAACAAUGCAAAAUUGUUAACGAGACUUAAAGAUACAAGACACACAAGCAUGGGUGCACUUCCUCUGAAUGCAUCUACAAAAAAUGUAAAUUCUCCACAGUUUACGCCUAUGAACAAUGUAUUAACGGGUAUGCCAACAAGUUCACUGGCAAACACUAGUACAAAUGCCCCCCAAGCAGAUGAUUUAAAAAGUAUGAGUUCAUCUAACCGCCAGAAUAAUAAUGUGAAUUCCAACAAUAAUAGCAACAGUCGACAGAUCGAUAUGCAGUCAGUCAAGUCAUUUGUUUCGGAACCACGAUCACCUGAUAAAAGAAUGAGUUUAAUUUCAUUGACCAAAGGUACUAACAAUAUAGGGGUUACGAAUGGGAAUAGGAACGGUAACACAUAUAGUACGAAUAACAUCAAUUCUAAUGCUCCAAUUAGCAACAGUAAUAAUACUAAUAAUAUUAAUAACACUACUAAUACUAAUAAUAAUAAUAAUAAUAAUAAUAAUAAUAAUACGAGUAAUAAUUUAUACAAUAACAGUAUGAAUAAUACUAAUAAUAAUAACAAUGCAUUCUCAACUUCGAGAAAACCCUCAGUAUCCAACUCCACAUUAAGGCAUUUUACAUCAUCACAAGCAGCCGUCCCAAGGACCAAGGCACCGUCUUCUGAUGGUAUCAGCAGUGCAGUGAUCAAUCCGGCCAAUAAUGGUAAGAGGAACCUAAGAACUACUGCGUCAAAACUAUUUGAUGCCAACGGAGCUCCAUUGAGGAGGUAUUCUGGAGUACCGGAUGAUGUUAAUCUUGAGGAUUACAUCGAGCAAUCAAAUGGACAUCUAAUGACGACAACAUCAAACAGCAUUAAAAGAGAUGAUAGACUCAAAAACUAUAUGGAAAACAAUCAUCUCAAUGAUUUCAAACGUGCUAGUCACGAUUUAACAGAUUUUGAGCAUACAAGCGCAAUACAGGAGGUAGCAGAGGAACGCACUGAUCAAGAGGCCGAUGAAGAUGAUAUGCGUUCUAUGUUCUAUUAUAAUCAUCGAGGUGAUUUGGAAGCAAGGCCCCAAAUUUCAGACUAUGAUCAAGAUGACGAUGAUGAAGAAUUAGAUGAUGAUAAUCAGGAUGAUCACUAUUAUAACUACUCUUAUGGUAACGAUUAUGUGAGCAAUAGCAACAUCAAUCCAAAUUCGAACCUGAACAGACAGGGUAGAUAUUUUGGUACAUUACCAUCCACACUUCAACCAAAUGGGGUUUACAGUCACAACGGUCCAUUUAAUCCAAAUGCUAAUGAAUACACUUCAUUACAACCAAAAAAGCAGUUCUUGAGAGAUCCGCUAGGGUACUCACCUCACAAUUUCUAUACGAGGAAAUCUUCAUGGGCCAAAAUUAAGCAUUUUAUCUAUUUCACAUUUGUUGUUGUUUCGCUGUUGACGGUGGGAUUUAUCCUGGGUUUCCUAUUAGCAACUAAUAAAGAGCUACAGGACUUUAAUAUUAUCAUUAUAGAUAAUAUUUUAUCGAGCGCGGAUGAAUUACUGUUCGAUAUCACGGCCACAGCGUUCAAUCCAGGGUUUUUCGUAUUGCAGAUUCAGGAUGUAAAUUUGGACAUUUUUGCUAAAAGUGCAUAUAUUGGCAAGACCAAAGAGCUGCAGGAUGAAGAUAAGCCACCCGCAAUGGAGACUUUGAAACUUGGAACCGUUUAUAAACUGGAAACCCCAUUGAAGUUCGCUGGCGGCUUCAUCAAAAGAAACUAUGAUGUUAGUGUAUCAAGUGUCAAACUAUUAGACCCCGGAGCAAAGCUCGAUUCUCCCGAGGACAACGAGAGUCGUUUUUUAUCACCUGGACAAGACAAAGAUGAUGAGACAAAAAAAUGGAGAUCUCUAAUCAAACACGACUAUGACUUGAUUUUCAGAGGUAAUAUGAAAUACAAAAUCCCGUUUUUCAGAAGUGAAAAAUCUAUUGCAGUGCAGGGAAGCGUCGAAGUGCAUCCAGAUAAAGACGAUGAUGAUCAAAAUACAUCACACACAUCUUCCCCCAUAGUUUUGUUGUGA